Molecule: messenger RNA, 2676 nt
Organism: Tachyglossus aculeatus (Australian echidna)
Lineage: Eukaryota; Metazoa; Chordata; Mammalia; Monotremata; Tachyglossidae
Gene: MTMR7
Product: myotubularin related protein 7
Exons: 14
Coding region: 48-2084 (678 amino acids)
Biological process (GO): dephosphorylation
Molecular function (GO): phosphatase activity
Source: RefSeq, a predicted model, not a curated record
CGGACCGUCCCGCAGGGCGAAGCAGCCCGGGAAGAGAAGAGGCCGCCAUGGAGCACAUCCGCACGCCCAAGGUUGAAAACGUCCGUCUAGUUGAUCGAAUAUCUUCUAGAAAAGCAGCAACAGGGACACUGUAUCUGACAGCCACUCAUGUCAUCUUUGUGGAAAACGUGCCUGAGAUCAGAAGAGAGACAUGGGUUCUUCAUAGUCAGAUUUCCUCCAUUGAGAAGCAGGCGACCACUGCCGGCGGAAGCCCGCUGCUGAUCCGUUGCAAGAACUUCCAGACUCUGCAGCUGGUCAUUCCUCAGGAAAGAGACUGCCACGACGUCCACAUUUCCUUAAUGCGCCUGGCCCGACCAGUAAAAUACGAGGAGCUGUACUGCUUCUCGUUCAACCCCAAACUGGACAAGGAAGAAAGGGAACUAGGAUGGAAGCUUGUGGAUCUUGGGGAAGAAUAUCAGCGAAUGGGCGUCCCAAAUAACUACUGGCAGAUCAGCGACGUGAACAGAGACUACAGAAUCUGUGACUCUUACCCUGCGGACCUCUAUGUCCCCAAGUCCUUGACGGCUCAUGUCAUUGUGGGGAGUUCCAAGUUCCGCAGCCGGAGGCGGUUUCCAGCGCUUUCCUACUACUGUAAGGAGAACCAUGCGACCAUCUGCCGGAGCAGUCAGCCGCUGUCCGGCUUCAGUGCCCGCUGCCUCGAGGACGAGCAGGUGCUCCAGGCCAUCAGGAAAGCCAAUCCCAGAAGUGAUUUCCUUUAUGUUGUUGACACUCGGCCCAAACUCAACGCCAUGGCCAACCGGGCUGCAGGGAAAGGCUAUGAGAAUGAGGACAAUUACUCCAACAUCAAGUUCCAGUUCAUCGGCAUCGAAAACAUCCACGUAAUGCGGAGCAGCCUGCAGAGAAUGCUGGAAGUGUGCGAGCUGAGGGCCCCGUCCAUGAGCGACUUCCUGUCGGGGCUGGAGAACUCGGGCUGGCCGCGACACAUCCGAGCCAUCAUGGACGCAGGCUUCUUCAUCGCAAAGGCGGUGGCGGAGGAGGGGGCCAGCGUCCUUGUCCACUGCUCGGACGGCUGGGACCGGACUGCCCAGGUGUGCUCCGUGGCCAGUCUGCUCCUCGACCCACACUACCGGACGCUGAAGGGUUUCAUGGCGCUGAUUGAGAAGGACUGGAUCGCCUUCGGCCAUAAAUUCAACCACAGGUACGGCACCCUGGUCGGGGACCCCAAAGAGGUGUCGCCCGUCAUGGACCAGUUCCUGGAGUGCGCCUGGCAGCUGACGGAGCAGUUCCCCUGCGCCUUCGAGUUCAACGAGAGGUUCCUGCUCCACGUCCAGAACCACGUCUCCUCCUGCCAAUUCGGGAACUUCCUGGGGAACAGCCAGAAGGAGCGCCAGGAGCUCAGGAUCCGGGAGCGGACUUCUUCCCUCUGGGCUCACCUGUGGAGGAACCGGGGAGACUACCUGAACCCCCUCUAUCGCCCGGACUCCGGCCGCAACCAGAGACUCCUCUGCCCCCCGGCCGCGCCGGCCAGCUUCGUGAACAAAUUCUGGAGCGGCCUGUACAACCGCUUCGAGGCCGGGCUGCGGCCCCGCCAGUCGGUGACCGACUACCUGAUGGCAGUGAAGGAGGAGACGCGGCAGCUGGAGGAGGAGCUGGAGGUGCUGGAGGAGAGGCUGGAGAAGGUUCAGUGGGGCCGAGCAUCGGUCAGCAGGGCCGGAGAGCAGGAAGGACGGCCAGAGCAGAGGAGCAGUUUGGGGGUCUCCCGCUCGCCGUCCCCCUCCGGCCGCAGCCCCGACCCCAGCCCCAGCCCGACCAGCCCGACCAGCAGCACACCGCCCACACCGGGCAACAGUGGCACCGGGACUCCUUUCCCGUCCUGCAGCCCCUCGCAGGGCGAUGAGGACUCCGCCCUGAUCCUCAUCCUGGGCCAGGACAAGCGGAAAUGCUCGGACGCCGACCUCUCGGCCGCCAGUGACCAGGAGUCUGGAGUGGAGGACUUGAGCUGCCGCUCUGCCAGCGGUGGGGAGGGGGUGCCCGGCGACGACAGUGGCAAGGACUCGGACGAGGCGGUGUUUCUCACGGCCUGAGGGUCCCCCCGGGCCAAGGGCGGGCACUGCCAAGAGGUAGGGAGCUGGCCAGGUCCCAGUGAUGACCUCCCACACCCUCGACCCACGGGGCUCAACCCCAUCACGGGGAAGGAGACGGGGCAGUGCUCAGGUCACCCCCCUUCUUCCCUCACCAAACCGCUCUCCGAAACCCCAGGCAGGACAAACCCGGCCUUCCCACCCUUCCCGGGAACAGGCAACCAGAUGCCCUGGGAAUAGGACUCACUAAGUAGCUUUCCUUUCAGGCUCCUUUUACCUUCGGUGCCACUAGUUUAAACGCCCUAAUCCUCAAACACCUUUAGCUCAAGGUGGCUGCGGCGUGAGUCGCAGGGACAAGGAGCCAGUGGGCACGGGGCAACAGUGGCUCUGAGCCACCCUGAUGAAGUGGACGGUGGGUGUCCCCCUCUCAACACGUCCACAGACGUGCGCUGUAGACUUUCCGUCCAGACUCCCCAGAAUAACCUCUGGCAGCUAAAAUCUGAAAGUCAAAGGCAAGGUGUUUUAGAUAAUAAUAACUGCGGCAUUUGUUAGGCACUUACUAUGUGCCAGGCAUAGUACUAAGAGCUAGGGAGGA